AUGUCGAGCAAUACAACGACCAAUGCCAUUUCAAGUGGCCGACUCAUUGUUGCUUAUUAUCCAUUUUCAUUGAUUAUUGUUGGUACAAUUUUAAAUCUGGCAACGUUGUUCAUUCUUUUUCGGCCUGUCUUUCGAGAUACAACAAGACAACCGGUUGUUUAUUAUAUGCGUACGAUCGCUGUGUUUGAUAUUCUGAUGCUAUAUGGCUGGAAUCUUGAUCAUUAUUUGGACAUCGUGCAUGGGUUUAUACUUUUAACGUAUACAAUACCGACGUGCAAAAUUUUUGGAUUUCUGAAUUAUUUCGCUGGACAAUCAUCAGCAUGGCUUCGCGUAUUCGUCUGUUUAGAUCGAUACUUAGCAGUAAGUCGUCUUCAUCGCACGUGGUUCAACCGCCGAAAAGGUGUUUCAAUCAUUAUCAGUACAAUUAUCACGGUUAUAACCUUGUUCAACCUACACUUUUUCAUCUUUGCUUGUUUCCAUCGAUCCAAUGGUACAAUUAAUCCCAAUGCUCGGCUCUACCGCAUUUAUCCUCUCUGGGAUUAUAUCAAUUUAGGUGUAUACAAUUGCGCACCAUUCAUAUUCAUGGUUACACUCAACACCGGCGUUAUUUAUCAUUUGCUACAGCGUCGUCAAAUGCAAGUCAUUCAAAAUUCACGUAUUCAACACCGGACAAUAUCUACUACAUUGGUAAUAACAACAUUUCUCUUUUUAAUUAUGACUAUUCCAGCUACGAUUGUUGCUGCAUUUUUCUUCACCACUCCAACGACAACGUUAGCGAAAGUACUCGAUUCCGCACUUUAUACUUACCAUGUAUUGUCCUUUAUCAUCUAUUUCAUAACAUUUAAAGAAUUUCGACAAGAAUGUUUGAUUUUAUUUGGAUGUUACAAUCACAAUAUUCGUAGAAGAAUCGAUCCGACAACGAAACAGAGAUAUUGA
This is a messenger RNA of Adineta ricciae, 936 nucleotides long. The record is from the annotation of a GenBank genome assembly. Lineage: Eukaryota; Metazoa; Rotifera; Eurotatoria; Adinetida; Adinetidae.